AUGGCAGCGGCGGUGAUGACGACCCACUUCAAGAAGAAUCGGAAGCACCUCGAUGGCCGCGAUAACGCCGGAGGCAUGCACCACCACCGCAUUCUCUCUGACAAGUACCAUCCCGGGUACUUCGAUAAGGUCGGCAUGCGCUACUUCCACCACCUCUGCAACAAGUUCUACCGUCUCACCGUCAAUGUCGACCGUCUUCGGUCCCUCAUCCCCAACGACGUCAAGAAGUCCACCGUUGCUCGUGGCGACAACUCCACUCCCUCGAUCGGUGUCACCCAAUUCGGCUACUUCAAGAUCCUCGGGCGAGAUGCACCUGCCUACCAGCUUCUUUAUUAA
Elaeis guineensis (African oil palm) is the source of this 336-nucleotide messenger RNA. The record is from RefSeq and is a predicted model, not a curated record. Lineage: Eukaryota; Viridiplantae; Streptophyta; Magnoliopsida; Arecales; Arecaceae.